GCUUUCAAAGCAAGUGGUCUCACAUUCAAACUGAAUGUGUUAAGCAGUUCUGAGAACCUACUCUGCAUCAAAAACCUUCGACAAUGCAGUGAGAAGAGUUAAUCUCCGUACAAUCAAAAGAAAAUAUUUGUCAACAUUCACAAUGGACGGGGGAGGAAGAGAAAGGAGCUCCUCCCCAUCCAAACCUUCAAAGUUUUCGGUGUAUCAGAACCCAGCCCUAUCUGCAGUCCUAACCGCCAACAGUCUUCGGCCGUCGAAGUCCACAUUCCUGUCUAUCUUCCUUGUCUCCACUGCUUCGGCCUUUGCUUUUCUCGGCUUUAUCUCCAGGGAAAAUGGGUUUGUCAACAAAUUGAGAGUCAAAAAUAUUUCCCAAGAGGCAGCUUAUUUUUUUGCCAAGGUAAUAGAGACGGUGGUAGGCUUAGUUUUUGUUGGAACUAUUUCUGCCCUUUUCAAAGCCAUCUACUUGCGAAGAGCAAGAAAUAUUGCUGGUGUAUCGGUUAUAUCUCCCUCCAAGGGAACUAAGGAUCAAACAUGCCUUACAAAUCGUCAACUAGGGCUUUUGGGAAUCAGGCCAAAGGUUGAACAGGUCAUGUCUGAAACUUCAAAGAAGCCCCCUAAAUCUAAAUCUCAUUUGCCGUCUGUUUCAUCAGAUGCCCUUGUUCCACUUCAUCCUCCGGUUGCUAGUUCAAAUCGUGCAUCUCGAAUUGGCACUGAUAAGUCAAGCAGCAGUAGUGGGAAUAAGUUACGCUCUCUCAGUACUCCAUCUAAAUCACCAGUUUCUCCAUCUUCUCUAUAUCUUGUCCCUGGACCCACAUCACAGCUACCUCCUGUUCAGACUUCACCAGGUAUGGAUCCAUUAGCCUUGACCCCUUGGUCAAAUAAGGGAGGCUCCUUCACUAAAGAGAUAACAACAGAAGAAAAGCUUGAGCGGUUCUUGGCAGAUGUAAAUGAGAAAAUCACCGAAUCAGCAGGAAAACUGGCAACUCCACCACCUACCAUUAAUGGGUUCGGCAUCACCAGUCCUAGUACCAUUGCCAGUUCAGGCAAUGCUUCUGGAGCUACAAGGAGUACACCAUUAAGGUCUGUGAGGAUGUCCCCUGGUUCCCAGAAGUUCAGCACUCCCCCUAAAAAGGGAGAGGGUGAGAUUCCACCACCUAUGUCCAUGGAAGAAGCAAUUGAGGCUUUUGAUCAUUUAGGCAUCUAUCCUCAAAUCGAGCAGUGGCGUGACCAUCUUAGGCAAUGGUUUUCUUUGGUUUUGCUCAAUCCUCUAGUUAGCAAAAUUGAAACCAGCCAUAAUCAGGUAAUGCAAGCGGCUGCUAAACUUGGUAUUUCUAUUACAAUCAAUCAAGUGGGAAGUGAUUUGCCUACUACUGGAACUCCUGCUACUGUGUCUCCAGUCGAUAGGACUAAGGAAUGGCAACCAACAUUUACUCUUGAUGAAGAUGGGCUUCUUCAUCAAUUACGUGCAACUCUUGUGCAGGCUCUUGAUGUUUCCUUGCCAAAGUUGUCCAACAUACAACAAUCACCUCAGCAGAAUCCAAUGAUUCCUAUCAUGCAAGAGUGUGUGGAUGCCAUUACUGAGCACCAAAGGCUUCAUGCAUUGAUGAAAGGAGAGUGGGUUAAAGGUUUGCUGCCACAAAGCAGUGUUCGGGAAGAUUAUACUGUACAACGGAUCCGGGAGCUUGCUGAUGGAACCUGCUUGAAGAAUUAUGAGUAUCUUGGAAAUGGAGAGGUUUAUGACAAAAGGAACAAGAAGUGGACUCUUGAGCUUCCUACUGAUUCUCACUUGCUUUUAUAUCUAUUCUGUGCUUUCCUAGAACACCCUAAGUGGACACUGCACAUGGAUCCUACAUCUUUUAUUGGAGCACAGUCUACCAAAAAUCCCUUAUUCUUGGGAGUUUUGCCUCCAAAGGAAAGGUUUCCUGAGAAGUACAUAGCUGUCACAUCUGGUGUUCCUUCUACUCUUCACCCAGGAGCUAGUAUACUGGUUGUCGGAAGGCAAAGCCCUCCAAUCUUUGCCUUGUACUGGGAUAAGAAGCUGCAGUUCUCUCUUCAGGGAAGAACUGCACUAUGGGAUUCCAUCUUAAUUCUGUGCCACAGGAUUAAGUACGGCUAUGGGGGAAUCAUCCGGGGCAUGCAUCUUGGUUCUUCUGCUCUGUGCAUCCUCCCAGUUCUUGAUUCAGAAAGUGAAGAUUGAGAACUCACACGGCAUCCCACUUUGUGGUUUUGCUUGUACUAGCCGUUUUGGUGCAGAAAUCAGCGAGGGUGGACUUGGACCAGACCAAUGUGUUCAUCAAAUCAUGCGGCAUACCCUGAUGCAGAAGAUUCUGUCAGGUAUAGGAGGGCUGCUUUCAGAUUUUGUACCUGAAAAAAUAGAUCAUUGUUAGAGAUGCUCCUUUUACUGCUGAUAGAUGAUUGACACCGGACUUGGGGGAGUCUGGUUUAAACUUUGGAAAAAAAGUACAGUUUCCCUCCUUGUACUUUUGAGGCAAGUAACUUGUUUGAAACAAUUGACUUGUUCAAUUCGCAUUAUUGCUAACAUGUGAAACCAAGGUGCCUUUUGGUGGAUUAUUCCAAGUUAUAAGAUGAACAAAGGCCCAUUGCUGAUUUGCUA
This is a messenger RNA of Vitis riparia (riverbank grape), 2614 nucleotides long. RefSeq names its product transmembrane protein 209. The transcript has 7 exons. The coding region runs from base 143 to 2197 and encodes 684 amino acids. Gene Ontology annotation, cellular component: membrane. NCBI's taxonomy places the organism in Eukaryota, Viridiplantae, Streptophyta, Magnoliopsida, Vitales, Vitaceae. The record is from RefSeq and is a predicted model, not a curated record.